Messenger RNA from Syngnathus acus (greater pipefish), 1681 nucleotides. RefSeq lists its product as uncharacterized. Lineage: Eukaryota; Metazoa; Chordata; Actinopteri; Syngnathiformes; Syngnathidae. The record is from RefSeq and is a predicted model, not a curated record. The coding region runs from base 602 to 1681 and encodes 359 amino acids. The transcript is spliced from 12 exons.
UUCAGUCCUUUUUUGGAUCUGGUUGGAACUGUGACUAGUUAAAAGUAACAAAGCUCAGCUUCAAACCGACAAACAUGUUCAUUAAUAUAUCAGUAUUUUCUUAUAGAAAAAUAUUCUUUGUUUAAUCACUCUUGUUCUGUUAUCAGGCCAGGCUUAUUCCUUCAGGUUUUAUACAGUGGAUGAUUACAAAUCUUUUAAAAUUAAUUUAGAGUGCUUGUUAAAGUUCUCUCUGCCAUGUUUUGAAUUAUUUUUUAGAGCCAGAAAUGUCCAAAAGGAAAGCAAGAAAAAGCCUGCUGAUGAAGCAACCUUUUACGUUCAAUCCUCAAAGGACAAACCUGGACUAGUGGAAAGAUUUAUUGAUGAUCAAAAAGGAAGAGGCGUGUUUGCUACCCAGCCCUUUGAACAAGGAGAUUUCAUCUUAGAAUACAGGGGUCAACUUCUGUCAGUAGAAAAAUGCCAAACAAGCAAGUACUCUGAAAAGGAGAGUACUUUUCUCUUUGACUUUGAAUGGCAGAAUCAUUACUGGUGUAUUGAUGCAUCAACAGAGGAUGGCUCUCUUGGAACAUUAGUGAAUGACAACCACAAGUCUCCAAACUGCACCAUGAAAAAAAUAAUAGUAAAUGAUGAGCCCCAUUUGUGCCUUUUUGCCAUCAAAAACAUAGAAAUGGGAACUGAAAUCGAUUACAACUAUGGUGAUUCUAAAUGGCCAUGGCGUGAAAAAGUGACAGGCUCUCAGGCUCCGGUUGAUGGUGGGCAGCUUGAACCAGACAGAAGUUUGCAGGACUCUUACCCUGAUGAUAGCCUCGAACAACAUGCCAGCCCACAGGUGACAGGCUCUCAGGCUCCGGUUGAUGGUGGGCAGCUUGAACCAGACAGAAGUUUGCAGGACUCUUACCCUGAUGAUAGCCUCGAACAACAUGCCAGCCCACAGGUGACAGGCUCUCAGGCUCCGGUUGAUGGUGGGCAGCUUGAACCAGACAGAAGUUUGCAGGACUCUUACCCUGAUGAUAGCCUCGAACAACAUGCCAGCCCACAGGUGACAGGCUCUCAGGCUCCGGUUGAUGGUGGGCAGAUUGAACCAGACAGAAGUUUGCAGGACUCUUACCCUGAUGAUAGCAUCAAACAACAUGCCAGCCUACAGGUGACAGGCUCUCAGGCUCCGGUUGAUGGUGGGCAGCUUGAACCAGACAGAAGUUUGCAGGACUCUUACCCUGAUGAUAGCAUCAAACAACAUGCCAGCCUACAGGUGACAGGCUCUCAGGCUCCGGUUGAUGGUGGGCAGCUUGAACCAGACAGAAGUUUGCAGGACUCUUACCGUGAUGAUAGCAUCAAACAACAUGCCAGCCUACAGGUGACAGGCUCUCAGGCUCCGGUUGAUGGUGGGCAGCUUGAACCAGACAGAGGUUUGCAGGACUCUUACCCUGAUGAUAGCCUCGAACAACAUGCCAGCCCACAGGUGACAGGCUCUCAGGCUCCGGUUGAUGGUGGGCAGCUUGAACCAGACAGAGGUUUGCAGGACUCUUACCCUGAUGAUAGCCUCGAACAACAUGCCAGCCCACAGGUGACAGGCUCUCAGGCUCUUGUUGAUGGUGCGCUGCUUGAACCAGCCAGAACUUUGCAGGACUCUUACCCUGAUGAUAGCAUCAAACAGGAUGCCAGCCUACAGGUAACAUUCAGUUAG